GAAACCUCAACUGCCCGUCACCAACCACGACCAUCUCCUGUCCCUACACAACUGCCAAACAUGGCGUCGCGUCCGGCCCAGUUCUCGCAGCAGCAGCUCUACGACACCACGCCCCUGCCCGAAUCGAUCCCCAAGGUCAAGGAGCUUGGCGCUAGCUCCGCGCCCCUGCUGUCCGCCUCCUUCUUCAUCGGCGCCCGCUGCAAGGAUUACAAUGAUGAUUUCAUGCAGUGCAAGACCGAGAACCCCGGCAAGGGCGAGUUCGAGUGCUUGAAGGAGGGCCGAAGGGUCACGAGAUGUGCGAGGAGUGUGAUCGAGGACGUGAACAAGCACUGCCUGGAGGAGUUCCGAACUCACUGGCAGUGCCUCGACAACAACAACCACCAGCUAUGGCAGUGCCGCCCAGCUGAGUGGAAGCUGAACAAAUGCGUCUUCCACAACCUUAAAAUCGAGAAAACCAUCCCCGACGCGGGAGGCAAAAUCCCCGUUCACAUGCGCUCACAACCCAUCUUUGCACACGCGCCCGUGCCACACCAGCGGAUCGCCAAGUAUGAGGAUGUUAAGGAGUCAUAGACAGGCACUGUGGAUGCUACAUC
Cryphonectria parasitica EP155 is the source of this 593-nucleotide messenger RNA. Its product is annotated as NADH dehydrogenase, alpha subcomplex, subunit 8. The transcript has 4 exons. Bases 61 to 570 code for a protein of 169 amino acids. The record is from RefSeq and is a predicted model, not a curated record. Gene Ontology annotation, biological process: mitochondrial electron transport, NADH to ubiquinone. Lineage: Eukaryota; Fungi; Ascomycota; Sordariomycetes; Diaporthales; Cryphonectriaceae.